Messenger RNA from Striga asiatica, 790 nucleotides. The record is from the annotation of a GenBank genome assembly. Lineage: Eukaryota; Viridiplantae; Streptophyta; Magnoliopsida; Lamiales; Orobanchaceae.
UACCACCUCAAAACACAGUACAAGUUCACUUGCCGGGCCAGCUUGCCACGAUUGCACGAGAAAAUGGGAAAAAAGAUUGAUGUGAAGUUAGCCGGAGCUCAAAAUCAGUAUGAGAUGAUAUGUUCUGUUGAAGAGAAGUCCAUAGCGCUAGCUCGUGUGACUGUGACAUUCAAGAAACCAGCGAGCUUUAUAGAGACUAUUCUUCGCUCGGCUAAGGAAGCUAUACUUAACUGGACUAGAAGUUUCAAGGCUGAGGAUGAGAAUCACACUUUUGGAGUGCCAGGGGCUGUUUAUGUGUACAAUCAGUAUCCAGAGGAGUUUUUCUUGGAGAACAUAUGCAUUGACAGUGUUGAACGAAUGGCAGUGUGGGACCCGGAGAGUCCUCAUGGCAUCAAACUAGCAAUCGAGUACGCCCAAGACAGCCUCCUCAUCUGGACCGCAAUCGAGAGCCUCGUAACAAAGUACGUGGGCCACUGUUACUCGGAUCCAGAUAGACACCCAGCUGCAGGCUUGGUACCACGAGUCGGUGGACCUCCGAGUUUGACUCAAGAAGCCAAGUAUGCAGCCGUGCUUGGUCAUUCGCCCGAGGAAGAGUAUAUUGGGCAGAGGAAGGAUCUAGAGAGUUGGUGCGGGGAGCCGGGAAUUUUGGAGAGAAUCGAGAGGAGGAAUUCAGAUCCGGGGUUUAUCCGUUCGAGCUGCUGAUGCCGAGCUCCGGGAGUGGGACCACGAGCAGGGGCGUGCCUAACAGUGUAACGGCAUGAAAGAGAGAGAGUGAGUAUCGAAAUUUCGG